Messenger RNA from Panicum virgatum (switchgrass), 4098 nucleotides. RefSeq lists its product as uncharacterized. The record is from RefSeq and is a predicted model, not a curated record. Lineage: Eukaryota; Viridiplantae; Streptophyta; Magnoliopsida; Poales; Poaceae. The transcript is spliced from 4 exons. Bases 1569 to 2534 code for a protein of 321 amino acids.
UCCCAUGGCGCCAUGGCAUUCCAGGGCCGCACGCCGCAGCGCCGGCCAUGGACGCCGUGCUACCUCCCCUCCUCAUCGGCGGCGUACUCUCAGUCUCCGUCUCCACCGCCACCAAAGCCGCCAGCCGAGCCAUUUCAGCCCCCCACCGCUCGCCCUCCGCCCUCCGUUUGACCUCUGCCCAUCGGGGCCGGCACGGCUUCCCCCUCCUCGCCACUGCUUCAGAGUCGCCUUCCACCCCGCUAGCCGCCGCUUUGUCUGAGAGCCACUCGCGCUCUCCCUCAAGGUGGGUAGUGGUGAUGGAUAGCCCCCCCGGCGGCCGCGGGAGGCAGCGGGGUCUCCCGCGCGGACGCUGUCGAUUAUUACGCCUCCACACUGGCCGGGGUCGUGGGGAGUGAGGAGGAUGCGCAGAUGCGCAUAUACGAGGCUUCGUGGGAGGGAAGCUACAAGUUCCGCUGCGAGAUCGACGAGGAAGCGUCAAAGGAGCUUGCAAGUUAAAGACUCUUGGUGUAUAUUGAAUUAAGGAAUUAUAUCGUGGUGUUAAAGACUAUGACCUUUUAUUUGGGAGGUACCGUCUUCGAUCUUCAAAUGUAUCAUUUAUUAACAUUUCGUACCGUAUUCGUGUGAUUUUCCUAUGAGAAGUGUGAGAUGCAAUGCGAUCUUCUUUAGUACGAGUUAUGUUUGUCGUGCUAGUUCGCCCCACCUAAAAUUUCUAGCUAGCUCCGCCACUUGCAGUUGCUAUCAAGGUUUUCAAACAUGAUCAGCUUGGAGUACCAAAGAGCUUCCUUACUGAGUGUGAGGCAUUGAGGAACACUCGGCAUCGUAAUCUUGUAAGGGUGAUUACUGCAUGCUCAACAUUUGAUACAUCAGGACAUGAAUUCAAAGCUCUUAUUCUUGAAUAUAUGCCGAAUGGUAGCCUAGAGGGCUGGCUCUAUCCUAAACUGAACAAGUGUGGAUUGAAAAGACCAUUGAGUUUGAACUCCAGAAUAACAAUAGCAACGGACAUAGCUUCUGCUUUGGAUUAUCUACACAAUCGUUGUUUGCACCCUGUGAUACAUUGUGAUUUGAAGUCCAGCAAUAUCCUUCUUGAUGAUGUUAUGGGUGCACGUCUUGCUGACUUUGGGUUGGCUAAGUUUCUUCGAACUUUUAGUCAUUCUUACCAUCAUAGUUCUACAAGCUUACUGGGACCAAGAGGAUCAAUUGGAUACAUUGCACCAGAGUACGGCUUCGGGAGCAAACUCUCAAGUGAAGGUGAUGUCUACAGCUAUGUAUUAGAGAUAUGUAUAGUUGACUUGCCUUGUACUCUAAGUCUUGUAGACUCUUACUUGUACAUCAAGCCAUCUCAGCUAUAUAUAUAUAUAUGAAAGGUCACCCCCCAAUCAGGGUGUGUGGUGUUUCCCCAAUCUCUAUCUCUCUACAUGGUAUCAAGAGUCCGGGCCUAGUUUCCUGGUCUCACCCCUUCCGCAACCCUAACUCCCGUGCGCCGCCGCCCGGCCCGCACGUCCAACACCCACCAGGCCGCGCUCGCCCCCUGCUUGCGCCGCCGCUGCGCUAGUCCCUGACCUAGCGCCAUGUCGGCGUCCUCCACCACGUCGGCCACCAGCCCUAGCACCGGCCAGGGCACCCUCCCCGCCGCGCACGACUCCGUCGUUCCGGUCUUCGUCAAUCCGUACGCCUCCGUCAACAUCAAGACCCACGUCCCCAUCGAGCUCGACCUCUGGCUGCCCGACUACAACAAGUGGAAUGCCUUCUUCACCGCCAUGUGCGGCAAGUUCGGCCUUCUAGGUCACAUCGACGGCACCAUCGCGACCCGUUUGGCUGAUCCCACCUGGAAUGAGCCCGACGCUUUUGUGCGCAGCUGGAUGUACGGCUCCGUCUCCGAUGGCGUCCUUGACCUAGCCAUGGCGCCGGAUCAGACCGCCCGCGACCUCUACACGGCCAUCCGUGAUCUGUUCCAGGUGAACCAGGAGCCGCGCGCUGUCAUCCUAAACCAGGAGCUCGCUUCCUCGACUCAGGAUGAUCUCCCCAUCGAAGCCUACGCCGCGCAGCUGAAGCAGAACGCCGACGCUCUUCGCGACAUCGGCCACCCCGUGCAGGACCGUCAGCUGGUGCUCACCUUGCUGAACGGCCUCAACCCGCGCCUCUCCAACACCGCCGAUUUCAUCGCCAACACAAGGCCGCUGUUGUCCUUCACCUCGGCGGUUAACAUGCUUCGUCUGAAGGAACUCCGCCUCGCCAACGACAACAAGGUCGCCUCCAACUCUGCCCUUACCGCUUCAACUACGGCUGCCUGUACCUCACCUUCCUGCCGCUCCACGCCUCGUCCUCACAGCCCUCAUGGCGGUGGCAAGGGCAAGGGCAAGGGCGGCAAGGGUGGCGGCAACGGCGGCGGCAACAGCGGUGGCGGUGGUGGUCGCGGCGGCGGCCGCAACCAACAACAGCACGGCGGCCAGGGUUCCCAGAAUGGAACGCAACCCGGUGCCCCGCCCAACAGCCCAUGGGUCUGCUUCAACCCAUGGGCCUGGGGCCCACAGUAGCAGUGGCGUCCUCCCAUGGCGCCGUUCCCUCAGGAACACACUGCCUUCGCACCGUCGCAGGUGUCGCCUCCUGCGCUGGCGCCCGCCGGCUACCUUGCGCCAGGUGGCUAGGACCAGGCGGGUCUCAUUGCCGCCCCGAACCAGAUGGCACUUCAGGGCGCCAAUCCAUGGGUGCUCGACACCGGAGCGACAUCGCACAUGUCCUCCAAAUGACGGUAUCCUUUUCUCCCGCCUUCCCCAUUUGCCGUCUUUCAUUACCGUCGGCAAUGGCUCUUCUAUCCCAAUUUGUAGUCGUGGCACUUCUACCUUGUCUCUAGCUGAUCACACCUUUAAACUCAAUAAUGUUCUUGUCGCUCCUCAACUUGUACGCUACUUACUAUCUGUUCGACAGUUUACUCGCGACAAUAACUGUUCUAUUGAGUUUGACGCCCUUGGCUUUUCUGUGAAGGACGCGAAGACCAGGACCGUGAGUCUUCACUGCAAUAGCGAUGGGGAUCUUUACACCAUCCCCUCCACCCUGCCCCAGCCUCCUAUCAUCUUGCCGAUGCCUCCGCCUUGCUGUGGCAUUCACGUCUUGGUCAUCCUGCGCCUGCCGCCAUAGCUUCACUUAAUAAGUUAUCAGUUAUUUCAUGUAAACAUACCAUACGUGGUCUCUGUCAUGCUUGCCAGCUUGGCAAACACUUUCGGUUCCCAUUUACUAGUUCAUCAUCUAGCACUUCAGCUCCCUUUGAACUCAUUCAUUGUGAUGUUUGGACAUCACCAGUGCUCAGUAUUUCUGGUUUUAAAUAUUAUCUUGUGAUAGUCGAUGAUUUCAGUCACUAUUGUUGGAUGUUUCCUCUUAGGCAGAAAUCAGAGGUUCAUAAUCAUAUUGUCAAUUUUGUUGCUUACGCUCACACUCAAUUCAGCUUGCCUAUUCGCUGCUUUCAGGAAGAUAAUGGCACCGAGUUCGUCAACAACGCCACUGCUACGUGCCUCGCUGCACAUGGCGUUCUUCUUCGCACCUCGUGCCCUUACACCUCUGCUCAGAAUGGCAAGGCUGAACGGGUGCUACGCACCUUGAACAAUACCAUCCGCACCCUACUGAUCCAUGCCUCCAUGCCUCCCACCUACUGGGCGGAAGCUUUGGCCACCGCUGUAGUUUUGCUCAACCGGCGCCCCUCCACGUCCAUCAACAAUGACAUUCCCUGCCAUCGGCUAUAUCACAAGAUGCCAGAUUACUCCAUACUUCGGGUCUUUGGCUGUCUGUGCUAUCCUAACCUUAGUGCCAUGACAUCUCACAAAUUGGCUCCUCGCUCAUCAGCCUGCGUCUUCAUCGGUUAUCCUUCCUCCAAGAAGGGCUAUCGCUGCCUGGAUCUCUCCACUCGUAGAGUGAUCAUAUCUUGACACGUUGUGUUUGAUGAAGCAAACUUUCCAUUCGCGGUUACCAAGCCGCCACCGGAAUCACUUAACUUCCUUGUGCAGGGUCAUCCUCCCGCGCCAGCUCCGUCCUCGGACGUUGAGCGGACGCGGUCCUCCAUCGAUCAGUCGGACCUGGCCAACCUGGACCUGCCAUUAUUUGGCAUGG